CCUGUCACGUCCAGCUUCCACGUCUUUCCCCACCGCUCUCCACAGCUCCUUCUCCUGACAUCAAGGAGGGCCCUGAGGCCGCUCCACAUCCUCCAGCCUGCAGACCCCGCCCUCCUGGUCUCUGGCCUCCACCUCUCCGCUCUGUCUUCAUGUCUCUGAGGGUCUUGGGCUCCAGCACCUGGCCCUCAGCCCCUAAAAUGUUCCUCCUGCUCGCGGCACUUCAAGUCCUGGCUGUAGCCAUGACACGGAGCCAAGACGAUGAGAACAAGAUAAUUGGUGGCUACACGUGUGCCCGGAGCUCCCAGCCGUGGCAGGCGGCCUUGCUGGCAGGUCCCGGGCGCCGCUUCCUCUGCGGAGGCGCUCUGCUUUCAGACCAGUGGGUCAUCACCGCUGCUCACUGCGGCCGCCCGAUUCUUCGGGUCGCCCUGGGCAAGCACAACCUGAAGAGGUGGGAGGCCACCCAGCAGGUGCUGCGUGUGGUUCGCCAGGUGACACACCCAAACUACAACUCCCGGACCCACGACAGCGACCUCAUGCUGCUGCAGCUGCAGCAGCCUGCGCGGAUCGGGAGGGCAAUCAGGCCCAUUGAAGUCGCCCAGGCCUGCGCCAGCCCCGGGACCUCCUGCCGUGUGUCAGGCUGGGGGACUACGUCCAGCCCCAUCGCCAGGUACCCCACUUCUCUGCAAUGCGUGAACAUCAACAUUUCCCCGGAUGAGGUGUGCGGGAAGGCCUAUCCCGGAGCCAUCAAGCCUGGCAUGGUCUGUGCAGGAGUUCCCCAGGGUGGGAAGGACUCUUGUCAGGGUGACUCUGGGGGACCCCUGGUGUGCAAAGGAAAGCUCCAGGGUCUCGUGUCUUGGGGAAUGGAGCGCUGCGCCCUGCCUGGCUACCCCGGUGUCUACACCAACCUGUGCAAGUACCGAAGCUGGAUUGAGGAAACGAUGCGGGGCAAAUGAUGGCCGUCAUGGAGGGAUGGACCUUGUCAGCUGCCUCCUCUCUCCACUCAGGACCCACGAGCCCAGGCCCCAGCCCUUCCUCCCUCAGACCCAGGAGUCCAGGCCCCAGCCCCUCCUCCCUCACACCAGGAGCCCCAGUCCCCAGCAUCCUGAUCUUUACUCUUUCCCAGAGCAGGGCCUCAGACACCUUAAACCAGCAUUGUAUUCCGGAGAAGACAAAUUUUAACACGCUUAGUGUCUCUGAAAACCAAAUAAAUCAUGACAAUGAAA
Messenger RNA from Saimiri boliviensis boliviensis (Bolivian squirrel monkey), 1223 nucleotides. RefSeq names its product kallikrein related peptidase 14 (gene KLK14). NCBI's taxonomy places the organism in Eukaryota, Metazoa, Chordata, Mammalia, Primates, Cebidae. Gene Ontology annotation, biological process: seminal clot liquefaction; epidermis morphogenesis; proteolysis. Gene Ontology annotation, cellular component: secretory granule. Gene Ontology annotation, molecular function: serine-type endopeptidase activity. The record is from RefSeq and is a predicted model, not a curated record.